Folsomia candida is the source of this 3967-nucleotide messenger RNA. Its product is annotated as eukaryotic translation initiation factor 2-alpha kinase 3-like. Gene Ontology annotation, biological process: protein phosphorylation. The coding region runs from base 104 to 1273 and encodes 389 amino acids. Lineage: Eukaryota; Metazoa; Arthropoda; Collembola; Entomobryomorpha; Isotomidae. The record is from RefSeq and is a predicted model, not a curated record. The transcript is spliced from 4 exons. Gene Ontology annotation, molecular function: protein kinase activity; ATP binding.
GAUAAGAAGACCCUCUUAUGCAUGAAAAUAAUCAAUCCUCACAAAAUACGCCACCUGAUUGCUGCUCAAUACGAGAACAAAUAUAAUACACAUUUUGUAAAAAAUGCAAUCAUUACUUCAAACGAGGCCGAAAACUUGUCUAACUGGGUCUAAUAAUUUGGGAAAUGUAUCCAUAACUGAUCUAAACCCACCAUGGUCAACUACAAUUGGUUUCCAACUAAUGGAAGCGGAACCCCUGGGUAGAGGAUCGUUCGGCAGGGUUUUCAAAGCUCGACAUCGCCUGGACUUUAUUCCUUACGCCAUUAAACAAAUUAAUGUGCUCGCAGCCUUAUCAAAACUACGAAGUCAAAAUGAAGAAGAUGAAUCUGCUCUUCUUGAGAAGCUUUUAAGAGAGAUUAAGUUGCAGAGUGGAAUUAACAGCUCUUUUGUGGUCAGGUAUCACAGUCACUGGGUUGAGGGUCCUGGGUCGGAAAAAUUCAAAACUAACAAAAUCAGGGAACUUUUAAGCUUGUGUAUGGGAAAUAAUAGAGACGAAAGUACCGAAGAAAGCAGCGAUGAUUCAGAUUUAUGGAGCUCAUCUAAAUCAUAUUUUUCCGAUUCAACCAAAAAUUCGACAUUCCUUUACAUUCAAAUGGAAUUAUGUAACCAAGAGACACUUAAGGAUUUUGUGAAAAAUGCAACUGACCGCGAAAGGCUUAUUGAAUGCCCAAGAAUAAUUUCACAAACUGCGAAAGGACUGAGUGCCAUACACGCUAAAGGAAUAAUUCACAGAGACCUAAAACCAGACAAUAUUUACGCGACAAAAGGUGGCGGAAGAAACUUGGUUAUUUGGAAGAUUGCAGAUUUUGGAAUUUCUACAAAGUUUGGUUCUUCAGCCGAUGAACUUGGAGGCUUUAACUUUGACUUGAGCGAGCUGGACGUAACUGGUUCGGGGAAAGAAGAAGAAUUUUCAUCACAAAGCUUUAAAGGGACGGAGUCUUACAAGAGCCCGGAGAUGUAUGAGCAACUGCCGUACACAACUAAAACUGAUAUUUACUCAUUGGCGCUAAUCUAUAUUUUCACCUUGUGCAAAUUUUCUUCGGAUUUUAAGUGUAUUGAAUAUUUCCGUUACUUGAGACUUCAAACCCACGAAACCAGCAGUAUCUACGAACAAGACACGAUACUUAUGGACGAUGUGACAAGAAGAAAAUAUUUUUCAGUUAUUCAAAAAAUGCUCUGCCGUAAUCCAGAUGAAAGACCGCAAGCUUUGGAGAUUUAUACUGAAGUCCCUUAAUAUUUUACAAAGGAGGAAAUGAAUUACUAAACACGUCAAAAACUUAUGGGAGAGAAGCCGAGCUGAAAAACUUAACAAAACUUCUAUUUGAUAAAGAAAGUAAUUUCACAAUUAUAAAAAAUUCCGGAAAGUGUUCCAAAAUAAGCAUGGGUAAAACCAUGUUAGUCCACAAGUUCCUUACAUAUUCCCCGCAUCUUGAAAACUACUCCAAAAUUUGGUUAGAAUCCUCAACUCAAGACUUAUUUGAGGCACAGUUGUUUAACCUUUGUGCAGAACUAGACAUUCCAACCAGACAACCAGGUGCCAUCAAUUUCAUCCGAGAUACGGAGGACAUUUUAAAAGAUUUGUGCAGUAUUCUUAAAGGAACACAAACAAUAAUUAUACUUGAUGAUUUAUACACAAAUGAUGAUAAUACAUUGGACCGGAAAACUAGCAACAACCUUGCCAAAUUUAUCCAAGAAAGCGAACUACUUUUCAUCAUAACGACUAAUUUCAGUACCUUCUUACCCUCAAGUUUGUCUCCAACUACAGAUAAUUUGACGGCCUUAAAGCCGCUAAGUUUUCAGGACGGACUACGCCUAUUAAAUUCGGAACUCGGGGAAUACCCAGAACUUGACGAAAAACUUGUAAAACUUCUUUAUGCCCUACAUUUCACCCCGGCAGCUCUUACCAUCGCCAUAAAAGUCAUUAAGGCUUGGAAAAAAUUUAAAAAUAUAGAGAUACCAUUCGGUAUAACGUUAUACACUAGGAAGGUACUAACUUCUAUACACCGUUUAAAACCUUUGCAAAAAAAGAUAAAGGGUUUUGGCUAUGGAACAAGCAACUCCGUUAUGGCCACCCUGUCAACAUUUGGACUCUCUAUAGUUCACAUUAAGAAAUUUCACAAUAAGAAUAACGUUUCUAUGACAAUCUUGUCUUUUUUGUAUUACAUCCACCCGAAUAAAAUAUCAGUGGAGAUGGAGCGCAACAUUUUCCAACAGCUUCUCCCAAACGUAUCCUACACCGAGAUAGAAGAGGGUAUCAAGUUGCUACAACUUUAAUCUGAUCUCAAUCCAAAAUGAGAAUCGGGGGGAUUUUAUCUCCAUUGUGAUCGCAGCGUAUUUACUUUUAAGUUUUCCAAAUGGUGCAGAUUUUCUGGACGAAAUUCUUGGCAUUUUUCAAUCCUUAAUGUCAAUAAGAGCGGAAAGCUGGAUUCCAAUUAUUGCAACAUUAAUCAAACACACACUUUCGUACCAUAAUUUGGUUGAGAAAUACGUCGAUUACAUUCUCGAUUUCAAUUACUUGCUUCGUUCUACGAAUAAUUUCAAGGAGUAUCUGCUACACAAUUUGGCUGUUUUUAGAAGUUGUUUUGGACGACAGCAUGAGCACACGCUUGCCAUGAGAAACUGGUAUAUUUCUGCAUUAAGUGAUGAAGGAAAGGCAAAUGAAACCUUAGAAGAGUGGAAACGUCUGGGGAACAUAUGUUCCAAAAAAUUCCCUCCAAACCACUGGAUCAACCUUGACAUCAAGCAACGGAUAGUUUCAGCUUUCCACGACCUUGGAAUGUUCCAGGAAGCAAAAGUUGGAUUUGAAACCUUAUUAAAAAUAGAAUUUGAAGAAGAUGAAAUUACGAAAAAUCGAAUUAAAGGAAACUACGCACUUACUCUACAGGAAUUGAAUGAAUGUGAUCAUGCUCUUUCCUUUUUUAACGAAGUUUUAGCAUUUUGGUCAAAUUUACAGGAUGAAAAGGAAACGUGUACAGCAAAACAAAACAUAGCUGCAAUUUAUUAUGAUCAAGACAGAUUUUCCGAAGCCAAAGAAAUAUUUCAAGAAUUAUUGGAAAUUCGCACAAAAAUGUUUGGGGAAGAAGAUGCGGUGACUUUGGAAACGAAAAUUUGGCUUGCGAAAACCAUCUCGCAAAUUUAUCCACACAACCACAACUUAGUCCAGGCUGUGAGUAACGUUUACAAACAUGUUCACUCCGUUCAAGUAAGAUCCUUAGGGGAACGACAUCCAACAACUCUACAAUCUUUGAAGGAUCUGGCUGUGUAUUUACUAGAAAAUGGAAACGACGACACAAAUCACACACCCGAAAUCAGAAAAAUGUUGGAGUUUGUACUGAUCGCGAAUAUGGAAAAUUUUGGCGACAAACACCCAACUACUUUGGUAACAAAGUUUUUCCUUGCGCAAGUGUCAGAAGUGGAGGAAAAUUUUGUACAGGCAUUAACAAGUUAUGAACAAGUUUUACACGAAUUUCAAAUAAUUUAUGGGGAUUUGCAUCCAUCCACUAUUUCAACGAAGGAAGCUGUCGGCUUGGUUUUAUAUAACAUGGAAAACUUUGAAAGAGCAAAGAUUAUUAUGGAAGAGGUUUUUAUCGCUAGAAGUACCGUUUUCGGGAGGGAUUGUAAGAAAACUCUGUUUGCUCAGUACAGUUUUGCGGAUUGUUUAACUAAAUGUGGAGAAAGGGAGAAAGCUCGGAAAAUAUUUAAGGAAAUAUUAGACUUCGAUGGGCAAGUUGAGGAAGACGAAGAUUUUAAAAACUUAUUUCAAGAUACGAAAGAAAUUUUAGAGGGGAAGAACAUCUUAUGAAAAGGUGUAGUUAAAUAUGCAUCAAUGUUAUCAAUUAAUUCAUAUUAGUUGUAUCAUCAUGUAAUACGUUCUGCUUUAUUGCUCCUGUUUUGUAUUGCAUAAAUUCCACUGAAAUUCUUCCAUCAA